Messenger RNA from Chlorocebus sabaeus (green monkey), 2973 nucleotides. RefSeq names its product lysosomal associated membrane protein family member 5 (gene LAMP5). The record is from RefSeq and is a predicted model, not a curated record. Gene Ontology annotation, cellular component: late endosome membrane; plasma membrane; lysosomal membrane. Gene Ontology annotation, biological process: establishment of protein localization to organelle. NCBI's taxonomy places the organism in Eukaryota, Metazoa, Chordata, Mammalia, Primates, Cercopithecidae.
UCAAAAUAUGGAGUAAAAAUAUUAUGUAAGGAGAAAUGAAGAUAAUCUUUACAGAGUUAAAGCAUGUGAUUUUUGUAUUUUAAUUCUAACUGACCAUGUGACAUUUGGGAAGGUCAUUUAGUUUAGUUGAGCCUCAGUUUUGGGGUAUGUAAAACCACAGUAACUUGUAUCUUUCCUUGCCUACCUUCUAAGAUUGGAGAGAAUCAAAUUAGAUAAUGCAGGUGAAAUACUUUGCAAUUUUCCCUUUGAUAUGACAUUGUUUUAUAACAUUAUAUUACUGAUACAACAUUUAUUUGCAUCGUGAAAUAUCUUCUAAGGAAUAAAAUAUUUGGACAUCACUACAAUUGAUGAGGACUGCAUACUGCAUGUGUAUUUUUGAAAGCUGUAUUCUGAUUUAUAGAGCAAAAAUAAAAAAUAAGCAAGCUACCAAAUAUGUAAAUAUAGGAAUUAGCCCAGUAAUAUUUGUUUUUCUGUUCCACUAGAGGCUUUAGAGUAGUAACAGUGUGUGUUUUUCUUACAUAAGUAUGUGACAUUAUUUAGGGCAUAAUUCUAAAAUUUCUGUCCUAAGAGAUAAUGGAUAACUCUCAAAAACUUCUGAUUUGCUUGCAUCCCUUCUUGGCAGAGUGGUCACGGUAUAAUGCAAGAGGAUAGGUGAUCCCAGAGUUCAGAGUCCUCAUGCUCCCGGGAGCAAAAUUUACAGGAAAAUAAGCCCACAUGGAGCUACUGCAUUGUCUGAUGGCUUUGUUUGAGGAGGCGUCAAUUUUACUUUAAACCCGUGAGCUCAUUGAGAUCAAGGGAGAGAAAGGGAUGUCUCCAAAUUCAGGAAACUGUUGCCAUAGCAUUUUCUCUUCUCUAUUCCUACAUAGCCCUCCUCCCUCAAAGCAGCAACAAUUUUUGCUCCACCGUUUUCUUCCAGGAACCAGAUGCCUUUUCAGAAGACAGUACUCCAGUGGUAUGGUAUCUACACCAUGUAAUAACUGUACCUGAUAAGGAGAUUUAAGAAGUCUGAGGGUGGUGUUAAGUUUCUCAGAACAGACGCAUAUUUGCGGAUGCAAUUGCAGAACAGGAAACAGAACCAGGGAGAAUUUUAGGUACCCCCAAAUCUCAUUGGCCCUCCGCACAAGCCAAGCCACAGCCACUCCUGCCACACUAUCGGAUUGCUUUCAGCACUCGCAGCCGUGGACAGCUCCCUCGCCGCGCGGUCCUUUCCUCUGCAGUAAGCUGAUUUGCUCUGCCAGCAGCUGUCGGUGCCGCACUCCACACGGAGUCCUAGCCAGCGCUCACAGAAUACGCGCUCCCUCCCUCCUCCUUCUCUGUCCCCCGCCCCUCGCUCACCCCGGCCCACUCCAGCGGCGACUUUGAGGGAUUCCCUCUCGGGCGGCCUCUGCAGUAGCACAGCUGGCCUCAUUCGCUGCACUGCGAGUAUGGAUCUCCAAGGAAGAGCGGUCCCCAGCGUCGACAGACUUCGAGUUCUCCUGAUGUUGUUCCAUACAAUGGCUCAAAUCAUGGCAGAACAAGAAGUGGAAAAUCUCUCAGGCCUUUCCACUAACCCUGAAAAAGAUAUAUUUGUGGUGCGGGAAAAUGGGACGACGUGUCUCAUGGCAGAGUUUGCAGCCAAAUUUAUUGUACCUUAUGAUGUGUGGGCCAGCAAUUACGUAGAUCUGAUCACAGAACAGGCUGAUAUCGCACUGACCCGGGGAGCUGAGGUGAAGGGCCGCUGUGGCCACAGCGAGUCGGAGCUGCAAGUGUUCUGGGUGGAUCGCGCCUACGCACUCAAAAUGCUCUUUGUAAAGGAAAGCCACAACACGUCCAAGGGACCUGAGGCGACUUGGAGGCUGAGCAAAGUGCAGUUUGUCUACGACUCCUCAGAGAAGACCCACUUCAAAGACGCAGUCAGUGCUGGGAAGCACACAGCCAACUCGCACCACCUCUCUGCCUUGGUCACCCCCGCUGGGAAGUCCUAUGAGUGUCAAGCUCAACAAACCAUUUCACUAGCCUCUAGCGAUCCACAGAAGAUGGUUACCAUGAUCCUCUCUGCGGUCCACAUCCAACCUUUUGACAUUAUCUCAGAUUUUGUCUUCAGUGAAGAGCAUAAAUGCCCAGUGGAUGAGCGGGAGCAACUGGAAGAAACCUUGCCCCUGAUUUUGGGGCUCAUCUUGGGCCUCGUCAUUGUGGUAACACUCGCAAUUUACCACGUCCACCACAAAAUGACUGCCAACCAGGUGCAGAUCCCUAGGGAUAGAUCCCAGUAUAAGCACAUGGGCUAGGGACCAUUAGGCAGGCACCCCCUAGUCCUGCUCCCCUAACUGGAUCAGGUAGAACAACAAAAGCACUUUUCCACCUCGUACACGAGAUACACCAACAUAGCUACAAUCAAACAGGCCUGGGUAUCCGAGGCUUGCUUGGCUUGUGUCCGUGCUUGAACCCAGGGAUGGGGAAGACUCUUUUGGAUUUGUAGGGUGAAAUGGCAAUUAUUCUUUCCAUGCUGGGGAGGAGGGAAGGAGUGGCUCACACAGCUUUCAUGCUCAUGGUGGCUUGGCUUUGACUCUCCAAAGAGCAACAAAUGCCACUUGGAGCUGUAUCUGGCCCCAAAGUUUAGGGAUUGAAAACAUGGUUCUUUGAGGAGGAAACCCCUUUAGGUUCAGAAGAAGAGGGGUUCCUUUGCUCCCUUGGACACAGCUGGCUUAUCCUAUACAGUUGUCAAUGCACACAAAAUACAACCUCAUGCUCCCUGCAGCAAGACCCCUGAAAGUGAUUCAUGCUUCUGGCUGGCAUUCUGCAUGUUUAGUGAUUGUCUUGGGAAUGUUUCACUGCUACCCGCAUCCAGUGACUUUGCAGCACAAGAACACGAUUAAUGUAACUAUGCAGAGUUGUUUGGACUUCUUAAUCUGCCAGGUCCAAGUCAGGGGACCUGAAGAAUCAAUCUGUGUGAGUUUGUUUUUCAAAAUGAAUUAAAACACACUAUUCUCUGGC